UAAUGCGUACUUCCUGCUGCUCUCUGAAUCCCGAGGUAGCUGGUUUGUCUCUUCCUUCGGCUCGGGAUGUCGGAGCCAUCUCCGGAACUUGUCCCUGCGGCCACUUCCGGACCCGAAAGUUUGCUGUGCCGGGCUGCCCCUCAGGUGAUGCUGCUGCCUCCCCGGCCGUCUACCCUUCGUUCCUCUCCGGAGGCCAUGGACCCUCCGCCCACCCUCCAGUCCUCCCCGGAAGCCAUGGACCCGCCGCCCUCGCAGGUUGACCCUACAUCCCCGCAGGUUGACACAUCACCCGCUGCGUCCUCCCCGCCGCACUACUACCUGCUUAUCGACACGCACGGUGUGCCCUACAAGUACACGGCGCAGCGGAAGGAGGGGAGGAGGCCGCUGGUGGAGGAGCCCGCCCCCGGCGAUGGGGAAGAGGAGGGCCGCAGUUGCCCCUGCCACGAGUGCGGCCGCAUAUGCAGCUCUCCCAUGCAGCUGCAGGGCCACCUCUUGACGCACUCCAUGGUCAGGCCCUUCACGUGUGACACCUGUGACCGGGCCUUCAAGCGCUCCAGCGACCUGGCGCGCCACCGGCGCAUGGCGCACAACACUGUGCGCCGCACCGGCACCGACCGCCCCUAUGUCUGCCCAUACUGCCCGCGUCGCUUCCAGGACACUGCAACGCUGGCGGAGCAUGUGCCCACGCACUAGGGGCCUGCAGGGGCCGCUGAUGCCAGUUUCCCCAUCUGCCCCACAGGAGUAUUCUGCCCACAGCGUUUGGUGCUUUGAGACAUCAAGACAAGGCCACUGCUGCUCCUUGGGCCUCAGUUUCCCCAUCUGCCCGAUGGAGAAUAUCACACUUUCCCCACCCCUUUAUCUGACAAUGUGUGGUGUUGUCUGGGCCUCAGUUUCCCCAUCUGCCCGAUGGAGAGUAUUAUACCUUCCCCACCUCCGUGUAGCAAUGUCUGGUCUUUUCUGGGUCCCAUUGUCCCCAACUGCCCUGUGGGAAGAGUAACACCUUUCCCACCCCUCUCUCUGGCAGUGUGUAGAGUUGUCUGGGCCUCAGUUUCCCUAUCUGCCCCAUGGGAAGUAUCACUCCUUCCCAUCCCUCUACCUGGCAACAUCUGCCUUUUCCUGGGCCUCAGUUUCCCUCUCAGUGGGAAGUAUCUCCUUCACCACCUCUCUAUCUAGCAAUGUCUGGGCCUUUGUUUCCCCAUUGGUUCAGCUGGCAGAACUCUCCCUUCUCCCUGUGUGGUUGGGUCACUUUGAGCGGGUGGGUAUGCCCCAAUGGAAAGUGGAUAAACCCGGGUGUGCCUUGUUGUGGGACUUUGGGCAAAAAGAUUCAACCUGGUCUGUUAAGUGCUGUCCAGACUCACAGCUAUCCUAUGUACAACAGAAUGAAACACUGCCCAGUUCUGCACCACCCUCACAAUCCUUGCUAUGUUUGAGCCCAUUGUUGCAGCCACUGUGUCAUUUCCAUCUCGUUGAGGGUCUUCCUCUUUUUCCAUGACCCUCUAGGAACCAUGAUGUCUUUCUCCAGGGAGUGGUCCCUCUUGAUAACAUGUCCGAAGUAGUGAGACGAACUCUUGCCAUCCUGGCAAUCCAUGGUAUAGGCAAUGUUGUUUGCCAACACCAUAAUUCAAAAGUGUCAGUUUUUCAGUCUUCCUUAUUCAUUGUCCAGCUUUUGCAUGCAUAUGAGGUGAUUGAAAAUAGCAUGGUGUGUGUUAGGCACACCUGUCCUCAAAGUGACGUCUUUGCUUUUUAACACUUUAGGGGGAUCUUUUGUGGUAGAUUUGCGAUACCCGGCCUAGCGUCCGUUAAUUGGUCAUUCUCUGUCGACACACUGUUCCAAACGCGGUUGGAAGACAGGCUUCUUUUGUGGGUGUUAGCGCCCCUCUGCACCCUUUCCCCGCGGGGGCCAAGAAAGGCGGGCCG
This is a messenger RNA of Loxodonta africana (African savanna elephant), 1917 nucleotides long. RefSeq names its product zinc finger protein 580. The record is from RefSeq and is a predicted model, not a curated record. NCBI's taxonomy places the organism in Eukaryota, Metazoa, Chordata, Mammalia, Proboscidea, Elephantidae. Gene Ontology annotation, biological process: regulation of transcription by RNA polymerase II. The coding region runs from base 67 to 693 and encodes 208 amino acids. The transcript is spliced from 2 exons. Gene Ontology annotation, molecular function: chromatin insulator sequence binding. Gene Ontology annotation, cellular component: chromosome.